Messenger RNA from Plasmopara halstedii, 513 nucleotides. Its product is annotated as Replication factor A, C-terminal. Lineage: Eukaryota; Oomycota; Peronosporomycetes; Peronosporales; Peronosporaceae. The transcript has 4 exons. The record is from RefSeq and is a predicted model, not a curated record. The coding region runs from base 1 to 513 and encodes 170 amino acids.
AUGGCGACCGAGUUCGUACCGGGUGGAGUCAUUACGAAAGCGUCGCUUGAUGACAUGAUCUACACAGCGUGUCCUCGAUGUUACAUUUCCAUGAAAGACCAAUUCGUUUCUAACACAGGAAUGGAGCUUCCUGUACAUUGCGCGUCUUGUGGCCUAACUUGUUCUCAAAACCAACUGCAAUUCAAGUAUCGAUUACAACUGCGACUUGUGUCCGGAUCAAAAGUAGUUGACGCGAUGCUGUUUGACGAAGUGGCAGAAGCGCUGCUAGGCGUCUCAGCCUUAAAUAUGAAGAGCAAUCUCUUGUUCAAGUACCCGACCUUGCCUCAAGUGCUUAAGGAGCUGCUUGUGGGAUUACACGUGUCAUUUUCCUUUCAGCGCCCAGCGCCCAAGAAGAGCAAGCAUUUUCAGCGUGAUCUUAAAAUAACUAAAAUAGAGCCGCUUAUCCCCCAGCUUUUACCUGAACCAGCUGCGAAGCUCGCCAUCAAUCUAAUCGAUCAGAUGCAACAGCGCUAA